Molecule: messenger RNA, 210 nt
Organism: Spirodela intermedia
Lineage: Eukaryota; Viridiplantae; Streptophyta; Magnoliopsida; Alismatales; Araceae
Source: the annotation of a GenBank genome assembly
AUGGGGGAUUGGGGCCCGGUGGUUAUAGCGGUGGUGCUGUUCGUAUUGCUGACGCCGGGUCUGCUGUUCCAGUUGCCGGGGACGGGGAGGCUGGUGGAGUUCGGGAACCUGCAGACCAGCGGCGUCUCCAUCCUCGUCCACAGCAUCAUCUACUUCGCCCUCGUCGCCGUCUUCCUCAUCGCCAUUGGCGUCCACAUCACCACCGGCUGA